Odobenus rosmarus divergens (Pacific walrus) is the source of this 1525-nucleotide messenger RNA. It is a transcript of the gene DENR, whose product is annotated as density-regulated protein. Gene Ontology annotation, molecular function: translation initiation factor activity; mRNA binding. The transcript is spliced from 8 exons. The record is from RefSeq and is a predicted model, not a curated record. The coding region runs from base 135 to 731 and encodes 198 amino acids. NCBI's taxonomy places the organism in Eukaryota, Metazoa, Chordata, Mammalia, Carnivora, Odobenidae. Gene Ontology annotation, biological process: formation of translation preinitiation complex; translation reinitiation.
UCGCGGGACCGCGGCUGGCAGACGGGCUUUCAGGCGGCCCUGGCCGUGGAAGAGGAGUUGCAUGUGUCGCUUCAGCUGGCGGUAGUGGCGGGAGCGGAGGCGGCGGGGGUUGUGCGACCGCCCGGGUUUGUGAGAUGGCUGCUGAUAUUUCUGAAUCCGGUGGGCAUGAUUGCAAAGGAGACCCGAGGGGCAAUACCAAGUUAGAUGCAGACUACCCACUUCGAGUCCUUUACUGUGGAGUUUGUUCAUUACCAACAGAGUACUGUGAAUAUAUGCCUGAUGUUGCUAAAUGUCGACAGUGGUUAGAGAAGAAUUUUCCAAAUGAGUUUGCAAAACUUACUGUAGAAAAUUCACCAAAACAAGAAGCUGGAAUUAGUGAGGGUCAAGGCACAGCAGGGGAAGAGGAAGAGAAGAAAAAGCAGAAGAGAGGUGGAAGGGGUCAAAUAAAGCAAAAAAAGAAGACUGUACCACAAAAAGUUACAAUAGCCAAAAUUCCUAGAGCAAAGAAGAAAUAUGUAACAAGAGUAUGUGGCCUUGCAACUUUCGAAAUUGAUCUUAAAGAAGCACAAAGAUUUUUUGCUCAGAAAUUCUCCUGUGGUGCCUCAGUAACAGGAGAGGAUGAAAUCAUCAUUCAGGGAGACUUUACAGAUGACAUAAUUGAUGUCAUUCAGGAAAAAUGGCCAGAGGUGGAUGAUGAUAGCAUCGAAGAUCUUGGAGAAGUAAAGAAGUGAUUUUGAAAAUUUGUCUCUAUUUAAUGAUCUGAACUGAGAGUUGAUAUGGCCAAAGGGAGAGAGGCCUUUUAAAAAUAUAUAUAUUUAUCCUACAGUAAAACUGUAGAUUACCCUCACCCUUGGCAUUUUCACUGUUCUGUAUAAGGCUGCUUGUUUUUUUUAUUGCCAAAGUCUAAUAAACAGGGGAGACUGUCAUGCUUAUGCAUGAAAUAGAAUUUAGUCAAAUAAAAAUUUUUGGUCAUUUGGUACUGCCUUUUCUCUUUCUCUUAUUAACUUUUUAUUUUUGGAAAAACACUAGAUUUUUUGUGCAAAGCUUUUUUGUUUAUUAAAAUCAUGAUUUAAUGAAAUCAUGAUUUAAAGCUGAGUAAUAUUUUAAAGAAUUUGAAUUUUGGCUUCAUCACCAUUAAUAACUGUCUCCUUGCUUCUUUGGUGUGAUACUUUUGAGAUGCUUGGGCAUCUAAUAGAUUUGUGGUUGAAUUUGCUUCACUGUUACCAACCAAGUCCACUUCGUGGUCACAUUAACUUAAUGUUGGUAGGAGUUGUUCACACUCUUCUGGAGAUUAUUUGGUAAAGUAUAUUAAAGCCUUAAAACCAUCUGCAGUCUGACCCAGUAAGCCACUUAAUUGACAUUAUCCUAAAGAUAGAAUCACUCUUGCUUAAAACUGUGGGUGAGGAUGUUCAUCACAAUGUUACUCAUAAAUGCAAAAAAAUUACAACUGAUAAAUGAACGAUUGGGAAAUGGUUAAAGAAUGAUGGUGCACCAUAUGGUAGAAUAUUAUGCAUAUAUUUUUAAA